AUGGGCAAGAACAAGAAGAAGUCCGCAGAUCACAAGGAGCGUGUAGCGGCAAAGCAAUCCAAGAAGGCAGAUAAGAAAGAUAAAAGGCAAAAAACCAAGGGGCGAGAUGCAGGCAGUGAUGUUGAAGAUGCAGAUUUAGAUGCCAUUCUCGCACAAUACGCAGAGGAACAAGCCCGGUUUCUCAAGGUCACUGAGGUCGUUUCGGAGCCUCCGUCCGCUCGAUCAUCUGCCACUGUGCUCGCAUCGCCUUCAAACAGGAACGAGCUUUUGAUAUACGGUGGAGAAUAUUUUGAUGGAACGCUGGCCACUUUCUUCAACAACCUGUUUGUCUACCUCAUAGAUAGAGGGGAAUGGCGAGAGGUUACUAGCCCCAACAGUCCGCUACCUCGAAGUGGUCAUGCUUGGUGCCGUGGAGGGAACACUGGGGGUGUAUAUCUAUUUGGAGGCGAAUUUUCGUCCCCCAAACAGGGCACAUUCUACCAUUACAACGAUUUUUGGCAUCUUGACCCUUCAACUCGAGAGUGGACACGUAUUGAGACUAAAGGGAAAGGACCCCCUGCUAGGAGUGGCCACCGAAUGACAUAUUUCAAGAACUACAUUAUCCUAUUCGGUGGAUUCCAAGAUACGUCACAGCAAACAAAGUAUCUUCAAGACCUAUGGGUUUACGACUGCUCCAGGUACACGUGGUACAAUCCUGUUCUAUCAACUGCAUCCCAGAAGCCAGAUCCGCGGUCUUCUUUCUCCUUCCUCCCCCAUGAAUCUGGAGCAGUCCUUUAUGGCGGGUACUCUCGUGUUAAAGUUAGCACAGCCGUGGGGAACAGGCCCACGAAGAGCGGACCUCAGCGUAUGACAAUGAAGCCCAUGGUUCACCAGGAUACCUGGUUCCUUCGAAUUACACCCCCUGCCCCAGAUGCUUCCUCAUCAACACCGCCGACAAUCCGCUGGGAACGCCGCAAGAAACCUGCAAAUUCGCCCAAUCCACCUAGGGCUGGUGCAACCAUGGCAUACCACAAAGGCCGAGGUAUUCUGUUUGGUGGUGUCCAUGAUGUCGAACUGAGCGAAGAGGGCAUAGACAGCGAAUUCUUCAACACACUCUUCGCAUGGAACACCGACAGAAACCGCUUUUUCCCUCUGACCCUUCGGCGUCCUAAAGCAACGGGUAAAAGCCAGCAAGGAAACCAGGCUAAGUCGCGGAAUCGAGCCAAAGCAGAUGAGGAGGAGCUUUUGCAGAACCUCAAAGCACUAGAGGCUAAAGGAGGGGUGCGCGAUGGUGAUUAUGACGACGAGGAAAUCCUACGGAAUAGUCCUAAAGUGGAUGAAGAACCCGCCGAACCAGAAAAGCCCGCGGUGGUUCGAUUCGAAAUGCCUCAUAUGCGGUUUAACGCUCAGCUGGCUGUUCAAGAAGAUACGCUUUUCAUAUUCAGUGGUACAUUUGAGAAGGGAGACCGCGAAUUCACAUUUAACGACAUGUAUUCCAUCGACCUGGUUAAAAUGGAUGGAGCCAAGGAGAUUUUCUACAACGAACCCAACAACUGGCAUCUACUUAACGAGGAAGAAAGCGACGAUGAAAUGGAAGAGGAUGAUGAAGAAGAAGACGAAGGCGAAGACGAGGAGGAUGCGAUGUCCCUUGAUACUGGUUCACCCGCCCCAACUGAAGCCACCGAGAUGACGGUGCCCUCGGUGACCCGCGAAAUGGAACAGCUAGAAGUCGAGGAACAAGGAUCAGAACCAUCUGUUCAAGACAGCAGACCGCUGCCGCGUCCAUUUGAGAGCUUGCGCGAGUUCUUCAGCCGUACGUCUGAAGAAUGGCAGGGGAUAUUACUUGACACGCUGAGAGAGAAAGGGAAAGCGAUUGAAAAGAGCAUCAAGGAACUCCGUAAAGAUGCCUUCAACAUGGCGGAAGAGAAAUGGUGGGAUAGCAGAGAAGAGGUUAUGGCCUUAGAAGAUGAGCAGGAAGCAGCAGGUAUUGGCGAGGUUGUUAGCAUUGCUGAUCGAGGCGAAAAUGCUGGCGGUGCUGGGCGGCGGAGGUGA
Messenger RNA from Aspergillus puulaauensis, 2031 nucleotides. Its product is annotated as putative Kelch repeats protein. Gene Ontology annotation, molecular function: protein binding. The transcript has 3 exons. The coding region runs from base 1 to 2031 and encodes 676 amino acids. NCBI's taxonomy places the organism in Eukaryota, Fungi, Ascomycota, Eurotiomycetes, Eurotiales, Aspergillaceae. The record is from RefSeq and is a predicted model, not a curated record.